AUGCUGAUUGAUGACGAUUAUGAUGAUCAUCAUGCUGAUGAUAGUGACGAUAGUGAUCAUGACAAUGAUGGUGAUGAUGGUGAUGAUGAUGAUCAAACCGAGGAUGGUGUGAUGGGUCGCGGUAAACGCGACAAUAACAGCAAACGCUCGUGCCUCGAAGAUGGAAAGGACGACGGUGGCAGCAGGAGCGGUGGCAUUGCAGACAGCACGAAUAAUGACACGCUCCACGACGACAACAGCUGCGACUGGUUCACCGACGAUGAUGGUCAUGGCGAAAACUCCGGUGUUCCCCGUGGUGCUGACACGAAUCAUGAUGACAUGCCCAAUGACACCACCGCAGACACAACCCUGCCCCACACGCCUCUGCAGCUCAGCCUUUGUGAUGAUGGUGCUGGUCCAAUGUUCAGUCCUUUUUCACCCCUGGAUGCAGACAACCUCUCGGCGUUUGCAUCGCACGCAACUCCUGCUUCCAGCACCAAACGGUAUGAGCAGCUGUCGCUGUCUGCGCGAAUUCGCCGCCGCGCCGGCAUUUGUGCGGAGGCAUCGCCGACACUUCCACAGCGCAGUCGCACACGCAGCAAGUACAAGAGCGCAGCGAAGACAGCCGCUGCGUCCACCAAAACAGUGGCUUUGAACCGUCGACGGCGUAUUGUCAGCAGCAGCGAUGAGGAUGACGAUCACGACCGUGAUGAUGUGCAUGAACUUGAGAGUGAUCAUGUCCAUGGCAAUCAUGACAACCCUGGUGGUGAUGAUGGUACCACUGACGAUGAUGGCGUGACACGUACACCUGCCCCAAUGGAGGCCAUCCAUUCAACAAGCACGCCGCAUGCCACCAUUUCUCGUGUCGUACAGCUUCGCAACAACACGAGAUUGAGAACCGUCACCGCAUCAUCGUCGUCGCCAACAACAACAUCAGUGGCCGCGGCGCUGGGGGACGUGGAUUCGCCAACAGCCUCUGGGCGAACAACGGCAAGCGCCUUUGUGCUGCAGCCUGGCGCAUUUGACAUUGUGCUGCUGGUGGACGUGAUGGAACACACGGGCUCACGUCGAGACAAGGGCAUCAUACAGAAACGGCUGUCUGACCUGGGUGUUGCGUGCGAGGUGCGCAAGCUCUCCGUCGGCGACUUCAUCUGGAUUGCGCGCGAACGAACGUCUCCUGUCCUGGGACAACUGCACCCGCCGCCAAGGCGGGAGAUUGCGCUUGAUUACGUGGUUGAACGCAAACGCAUCGACGACCUUGCAUCAAGCAUCAUGGACGGGCGCUUCAGCGAGCAGAAGCGCCGUCUCGCCGCCUGCACUGCAAAGCACCCAAUUUACCUCAUUGAGCACUACGGGCGGGGCGACUCUGCGCGACUACCGGCCGCGACGCUGCGCCAAGCCGUGGACAACGCCUACUGCCAAGGCUUCUUCGUUAAGGAGACAGCCAGCCUGAAUGCAACUGUGGCGUACCUGACGCUUGUGACGCGCUUUCUCGAGCAGUCCAUGCAGCAGCGACCGGCCAUUGCCAGAGGCCGGGGAGCGAGAGCACUGCUAAAGAACUUCCCAUCAGCACAUGUUGGUGAUGAGUUUGGCGAAUUCAACGAGAGCAACGUCAAGUCUCCGGAGAUGACGGCGUCGCAGAUGCUCAUGACACAGCUGAUGCACAUCUCUGGCCUGACGCAAGAAAAGGCCGUGGCCAUUGUGUCCCGCUAUCCAACAAUGGCAGCCAUCACCAAAGCAGCGCAUGAGCAGGAGCUGCAGAAGACGCUAGCUGCGAUGGAGUUCACCACGCGUCAGGGCACAACGCGGAAGAUUGGGCCAACACUCGCGCGUGUGAUUGCACGCUUGUAUGGGGCUGCGUGA
Salpingoeca rosetta is the source of this 1842-nucleotide messenger RNA. RefSeq lists its product as uncharacterized. Gene Ontology annotation, biological process: mitotic intra-S DNA damage checkpoint signaling; double-strand break repair via break-induced replication; resolution of meiotic recombination intermediates. NCBI's taxonomy places the organism in Eukaryota, Choanoflagellata, Craspedida, Salpingoecidae. Gene Ontology annotation, cellular component: nucleus; Holliday junction resolvase complex. The record is from RefSeq and is a predicted model, not a curated record. Bases 1 to 1842 code for a protein of 613 amino acids. Gene Ontology annotation, molecular function: crossover junction DNA endonuclease activity; 3'-flap endonuclease activity; DNA binding. The transcript has 8 exons.